Molecule: messenger RNA, 1185 nt
Organism: Alosa sapidissima (American shad)
Lineage: Eukaryota; Metazoa; Chordata; Actinopteri; Clupeiformes; Clupeidae
Product: EBP cholestenol delta-isomerase
Exons: 5
Coding region: 173-883 (236 amino acids)
Biological process (GO): cholesterol biosynthetic process
Cellular component (GO): membrane; endoplasmic reticulum
Molecular function (GO): C-8 sterol isomerase activity; cholestenol delta-isomerase activity; steroid Delta-isomerase activity
Source: RefSeq, a predicted model, not a curated record
UGAUUGGCCGCUUAUAUCACAUGGCGUUACAACAGUAGAUAGGAAAGGAAUAGCGGCGCGAUAUGUUCUGAAAACAGUCAAGUUUCUGUAUAUUAAUGUUCACGUAAUUGCCACUGCAAUAUAUCGACAUCAGUUGUAGCCGCAAGUGGGGCCAUCUCCGCCAACUGCAAACAUGAUGGAAGAAACAGGAUCGAGCCUAUCCACAAACCAUCCAUACUGGCCGCGUAACCUGUCCCUUCCCACUUAUGUUCCUAAUGACCGGUCCAUGACAGAAAUACUGGUCUUCCUCUUUUCUGUGUCUGGGGUAUUGCUGUUGAGUAUCUGGGCCUUGACUGGGAAGCAGGUGGCAGGACGGAGGCUCAGUGCUGGGAGACGGUUAGCUCUCUGUUGGUUUACUGUCUGUGGCUUCAUCCAUGGAGUCAUUGAAGGAUGGUUUGCCUUUUUUUAUCCAGUCAUUAUCUCAGACCAAAGCUUCCUUUCACAGCUGUGGAAAGAGUAUGCUAAAGGCGACAGCCGAUACAUCAUAGCCGAUAACUUCACCGUCUGCAUGGAGACAGUGACGGCUUGCUUGUGGGGCCCCUUCAGCCUAUGGGUUGUGCUGGCGUUCCUGUAUAAUCGGCCCUAUCGUUAUGUGCUCCAGCUCAUCAUCUCUCUUGGUCAGCUGUAUGGGGACAUACUCUACUUUUACACAGAACACAGAGAUGGCUACAUGCACAGCGAGCAUGGACAUCCCAUCUACUUCUGGUUCUACUUUGUCUUCAUGAACGGCCUCUGGAUAGUCAUCCCGUUUGCUCUAAUUGUGGAUGCAUGGCGUCAGCUCUCAGCUGUUCAAGCCAUUUCAGACAAAACAACAUCUCAGUCCAGAAAGCACAAGGCUAAUUAGAGAUGAGAACUGUUAAUUUAGCCUUACAGUCCAUCCAAGAUGGUGUCCCUUAGACUGUAUUGCUUUAAAUGGUGUAUCAGGGAUAUGUUAAUAAUAUGCCUAGUGACAAAACUGCUGCUAAGCCCUUUUUCCUGAAUUUAUUACAUGAAAUGGUAUGUUCUGGAAUAAUAUGUUCAUAAGUUCAAAACGUUUAAAAUAUGAUGCACAAAAGUUUGACUAUCAGAUCAUUCCAUUAAUAUUGAAAAGUUAGAUAGUUGUUUUGUACUGUCAUUGUUUCUAAAUAAAAUCUUAAAUAAUUUUCA